Dentiscutata heterogama is the source of this 532-nucleotide messenger RNA. The record is from the annotation of a GenBank genome assembly. NCBI's taxonomy places the organism in Eukaryota, Fungi, Glomeromycota, Glomeromycetes, Diversisporales, Gigasporaceae.
CGUGACUGAUCCAUCCCUUCCUUCAAUUGGAAGUGAAAGAUAUUUAAAUGGAAAGCGGCAAUGUUCUACUUUUUUAUACCAUUACCUCAUGUAUCCAACACAUAUUGUCGCGCCAAUAAACUUGAUAUGGAGACCAACUUCCGUAAUUAACACAAGUGCAGAGAAUAAUAAAGUCACAAGACAUGUGUUAAUGUGGGUUCAUGGAUGUGCUUUUGACGAAGUUUUUGAAAUACUAGAGAUCGCUAUUGAGAAAAUGGAAUUACAAUGUGAAAUAUCCAUUUCAAACCUUCAAGAUGAAUUUUUAAUAUUUGAAUUAACGGGUCCGAGAUCAACUGCGUUAUUACAAGAAGUAUUAGAUAUUGCUGACGAUGCUUCUGGAUCCAAUACCGAAAGUUCAUUGGACAUAAAUACUAGCGUCAAUGUUGAUACCGAGAUUAGGGAAGCAAAGAAAGCUUGCAUUAAUAGUGAAGCACAUAAGGCUUGGGCUACAUUACGAGAUUUACGUAGUUCAGCGUCCUUACCACCAGGAGCU